AUGACUGAUCAGAAGUUAGCAAAAGCGAAAGUGGUAUUUGUAUUAGGUGGACCAGGAAGUGGUAAGGGUACACAGUGUGAAAAAUUAGUCCAGAAAUUUCAUUUCAAUCACUUAUCCAGUGGUGAUCUUUUACGAGCUGAAGUUCAGUCCGGUUCACCAAAAGGUAAAGAGUUAAAAGCUAUGAUGGAGAGAGGUGAACUUGUUCCUUUGGAAGUUGUUUUAGCUUUACUUAAAGAAGCAAUGAUUAAACUGGUUGACAAAAAUUGUCAUUUCCUUAUCGAUGGAUAUCCACGUGAACUGGAUCAAGGCAUUAAAUUUGAAAACGAGGUAUGCCCUUGUUUGUGUGUGAUUAAUUUCGAUGUGAGUGAAGAGGUGAUGCGUAAAAGACUAUUGAAAAGAGCGGAGACUAGUAAUCGUGUUGAUGAUAAUGAAGAGACAAUUGUGAAACGUUUUCGCACUUUCAAUGAAUUAACAAAACCCGUUAUUGAACACUAUAAGAAAGAAAAUAAAGUAAUCACUAUUGAUGCUUCUGGUACAGUAGAAGAAAUUUUCGAGAAAGUUAAUCAUGGACUUCAAAAAUUCGUGCCUGUACAUCGAUUGUCUCUUCUAGAUUCUUUGUCUCCUAUUGUUUAUAUAGAUAAUCUUUCUUUUGAAAAGAAACUUAUAAAAAAGCCAAGAACAAAUUAAUUUAGUGAGCGUGAUCUGCUAUGAACAUUUUUCUGUACGUCAGUAUAAAAUGUAUAUAGUAAGUCAAGUAAUUGUAUUAUCAUUCCAUGUAAGAAAAUAAGUUUUCGGUUGAUUUUUCAAAGCAUUUCUUUGUAUUUCAACACAUUAUCGCUGAUAUAGCUUACAGAAGCAAGAAAAAAUAUCUAUAGUUUUCUUUUUAUGUUGUGAUUUAAAUGGAUCAUUCGUUUAUUGGUCAAGUUCGUAGUUGACAUUGUGGCAUCACACAUGCUUCAUAGCCUAUGUGGUUCAAGAUUAAUUUUAGUAAUUAUUGGUUUCAGUGGUAAAUUAUUUAAAUGAAGUAACUGUUGACCUUGAUAUCUGUGUCGAGUUCUCAUUGUGUUGAGAUCAGCUUGCAAAUAUUGAUUAAUUCGAUUAUAUUGUAUAGUUAGUUCACUUCUAACAGUCUGAAUUUCUUCGUUAUUUUGUAAUAAUUUUUGCAAUAAUUUCUUAUUUGACUGGAGAAUAAAAGAGAAAAAUAUAAAUAAAAGAAGUUUUUGUAAACUUAUCACUAAAUUAGUCUAUCAAAUAAUUAGAUGGAAAAUAAUACGAUAAUUAUAGUCAACUGAUAAUUUCCAGCUACAUAAUACAUAAAGCAUACUCCGCAUAAUAUUGAGUUGCGAACUGCUGGAUAGGAUUCAAUCAGCGUUAAAAUCUAGGAAACGGGAGAUUGGAAACCGUUAGUACAGUCAAAUAAAAUUAUUGUAAUUUCUAGAGUUUCGAUAACAGGAAUCAUUUAAACUCGUAAGAUAUGCAUGGCAACAAAGAUUUCCCAGUUUAUGAUCGAUUAGUUGCUGUUAUAGUUUUAUUCACAGAAAUAUUGAUGUGACAUAACACUAGGAAGAAUCAUUUUAUGAUUUUCACAAGAGUAAAUUAUACAAAGUUAAAAAUGCUAAAAACUGGUUUCGGAAAUGAAUAUGGUACAUUUUUGAGUUGUCACGAGUCGAAAAUCGGUCAAAUUGGUCUCUAAAUAUCAACAAUGGAAAAACAUAGACCCUAUAAAAUAGUAAUUACUAUAUCCGUUAAAGGAAUUGGUGGCUGUAUAAACUCAGUAUUUUAUUGAAGAUCUAUUUGUAGCUUAAAGUGAUAGGUAGUGAGUUGAAGACGUAUUGCGAACAUCAACAUUGAGAUGCAAUUGUAUUCAACUAACAGAUUCCAGUUAGGCUGAAAUAGUUGGUCGCGAUUCCGUUGAUAGUCAGAAUUAAAAAAUAUAGCGAAGCUAUGAAUUGCCGUAAGGAUCAGUCGUGCACAAACCAGAUCAUCGUCGAACAAUCAGUUGA
Messenger RNA from Schistosoma bovis, 2003 nucleotides. Lineage: Eukaryota; Metazoa; Platyhelminthes; Trematoda; Strigeidida; Schistosomatidae. The record is from the annotation of a GenBank genome assembly.